This is a messenger RNA of Rhagoletis zephyria (snowberry fruit fly), 907 nucleotides long. Its product is annotated as brachyurin-like. Lineage: Eukaryota; Metazoa; Arthropoda; Insecta; Diptera; Tephritidae. The record is from RefSeq and is a predicted model, not a curated record. Gene Ontology annotation, biological process: proteolysis. Gene Ontology annotation, molecular function: serine-type endopeptidase activity.
AUGAAGUGGCUAAUUGUUCUAACCGCUUGCCUUUUAGGCAGCUCAAUCGCCUCCGCCAACGAAGUUGAUUGGUCUAAAGUGCGUUCGUUAGAUGUGUACCCAGCAAUUCCAAUUAAUCCACGCAUGCCUCUCGGAGGUCCUGAAGGACGUAUCACUAAUGGAAAUGUGGCGGCAGCGAAACAAUUUCCUUAUCAGGCCGGUUUAUUGCUAUAUUUUGAAGACGGUGCUUCGUGGUGUGGCGCCAGUUUGAUCUCUGAUCGUUGGCUACUGACAGCAGCACAUUGCACAGAUGGCGCUCUUGGUGUCGAUGUAUAUUUGGGCGCUUGGAAUCGCACGGAUAAAACGGAGAAGCAUCAACAUAUAAUCUACGUUUCUAAUAGAAAUAUAAUUGUUCAUGAAACCUAUGAUGGAGUUGCUAUAGUCGAUGACAUUUCACUUAUAAAACUACCCGUCUCCAUUGAAUUCAACGACUACGUUCAACCUAUUGCUUUGCCUAAAGUAGCGGAAACAUACGAUACCUAUGUUGGUAAACAAGUGAUCGCAUCUGGUUGGGGAAAGAUUAGCGACAGUAGUAGAGGCGCCACUGACGUACUGCGCUUUAUUGAAGUGCCUAUUUUGGAGAAUAGGGUAUGCAACAGAUGGUUCCUUGGCUCGGUAAAAUCAACAAAUAUCUGCAUUAAGACUACUGGUGGUAUUUCCACAUGCAAUGGUGACUCCGGUGGUCCGUUGGUGUAUAACGAUGGUGAAAGCACUGUCCUGAUUGGUGCAACAUCCUUUGGCAUUCGACUUGGCUGUGAAAUGGGCUGGCCAGGUGUAUUCACCCGUGUUACCUCGUACUUGCCUUGGAUUGAAGCAAAAUCGGGAAUUUCUAGCAAAUAAAAUGUAAAAAUACUGAAAUUGGUGAUAA